GAUGGCGGCGACGGCGGGUGCCCAGAGGGUGCAGCCAUUGGCAUCGGGGCUCAGCUCUGUCAGUUUAGUUACCGCACCACAUAAAGGCAUUGCGUUGUAGACACCGUUAUACCCGCAACAUUCUUACCAUUUGCUUGCAUACCUCCUAAUUUCUGACCUUUCAAUUCAGCAUAAGAAAAGGAGCGAGAGAGAGAGAUAGAGAUAGAGAAAACAAAGGAAUAUUCGGUUCGGUAUUGUUCUCGUCGUCGUCGUUCGUAAAAACCACAGUCGCCGCCGUUGCCAUCAUUUCGUCUCGCCGUUGUCGUUCUCUAACUCGUUUAGUUGUCCUUACAUCGCGCGUCCCGUCCACGUGUUAAUCGAGUGACGUUGUCGCAUCACCAUCGGGUGACACAGCCAUUACGAGGAGAGUCGCGUGAAAAGAGAGAAGAGAAGCGAACGGGAUACUACCCUCUGUGAAGAUCGUGCGGGAAGAUCUGUUGGCCGAGCGUGAUUGAUCGAGGAUAGACGAGGAGGCAACCGUCGUCGUCGCGUUUCACCCCGAUCUUAUGAUUUCGUUCGAUCCCCGAUCCUGUGUUCUCCGUCAUUUGGCAUUCCCUCCUGCCGCGCAAGGAGCACUCCCGAUCGUCGUUUACCUUCCACGAUCAUCGACGAUCCCUCCGAUCGACCCGACGCGACAAUAAACUCCAAACGCAGAUCGGUCGUGAACAAAUCGGCGCGAUAAAGUGCGCGAUCUUUUUAAACGGUAACGCGCGGGCGAACUAAAAUUAUUAAAGAAAGAGAGAGAGAGAACGAUAGCGUGAACAAGAUUGAGAUCGUCAGCUGGAAGAUCGGCAGAAGAGGCACCGACAAAGGGAGAGAGGGACAAAUAGGAGAACAUCCUGCUGGUCGGGGGCGGGAGUGACCGAGAAAGAGAGAGACAUUGGGUGUGCUCGUUGUGCGCAAGAUUUGUUUAUCCCGCGAGUUACAUUCGCGAGUUGCACCGCGAAAAUCCGAGCCGCGAACUUCCGUUUCCGUGCAACUCGAUGUCUCGUUCGACAAUCGGAAAUCGGCUUGCACGUUGAGCGCGCGACCGUCGAUAGCAGGACGCUCCAACGUCGGAAAAAUGAACGGAAAAAUUUGUUAACGAGAGGAAAAAUUAGUACAGAGAUAUAUUAUAUAUGCGGUACGUCUCUCCGUGCGCACACACGCGUCGCCUGCUAAAAUCGUGAAAUAUAUACGAGAGGGAGAGAGAGAGAGAGAGAAAAAAAGAGAGAGAUAAAUAUCGAGAGAGCGACACGCAUAUAUAUAAUAGAGAGAAAUAAAAGUUUUUAAAAAUUAACAAACCCACCGUCGUUCCGUUCUGCGCCCAGAUAUCGGCAUCCUCCAACCACUGAUUUUCAUCGUUAACCGAUUUCGUACAUAGUUAGAAACGACUCGUUAGAGGAUUGCAAUGAUGGCAAACGGAAUGGACACAGUCGUGCAACAAAAUGGAGGAUCGACCCUUGGACAGGCGUCGCAGGAGGAGUCAAAGACGAAUCUCAUAGUGAACUAUUUGCCGCAGAGUAUGUCGCAGGAUGAGAUUCGUUCUCUAUUCUCCAGCAUAGGCGAGGUGGAGAGCUGCAAACUAAUCCGUGAUAAACUCAGCGGCCAAAGUUUGGGGUAUGGGUUCGUAAAUUAUCACCGGCCUGAAGAUGCUGAAAAGGCUAUAAACACGCUCAAUGGUCUUCGUCUACAAAAUAAAACCAUUAAGGUAUCGUACGCGAGACCGAGCAGCGAGGCGAUCAAGGGCGCGAAUCUGUACGUCAGCGGCUUGCCGAAGAAUAUGGCACAGCAAGAUCUGGAGAAUCUCUUUAGUCCUUAUGGCAGAAUCAUCACGUCGCGGAUACUGUGCGACAACAUCACCGUACGACAGUUUGUGACCGGCGGCGGAGACAAUUUGCCCGGCCUGUCGAAGGGCGUCGGCUUCAUAAGGUUCGAUCAGCGCGUCGAGGCUGAGAGGGCGAUCCAAGAGCUGAACGGCACCAUACCAAAAGGUUCGUCCGAGCCCAUCACCGUCAAGUUCGCCAACAAUCCCAGCAACAACAACAAGGCGAUACCGCCGUUGGCCGCCUAUCUUGCACCACAGGCCACGCGGCGCUUCGGCGGGCCGAUCCACCAUCCGACCGGCCGCUUCAGGUACAUUCCACUGUCGCCACUAUCCAGCACUGGCAAGGCCAUGCUUGCCAUUAACAAAGGCUUACAGAGUAGGUACAGUCCGCUGGCGGGUGACCUCCUCGCGAACUCGAUGCUGCCCGGUAACACGAUGAACGGCGCCGGCUGGUGCAUCUUCGUGUACAACCUCGCGCCCGAGACCGAGGAGAACGUGCUCUGGCAGUUGUUCGGACCGUUCGGCGCCGUCCAGUCGGUCAAGGUGAUACGCGACCUCCAGACGAACAAGUGCAAGGGCUUCGGCUUCGUUACGAUGACCAACUACGAGGAGGCGGUGGUGGCUAUACAGAGCCUGAACGGGUACACCCUGGGCAACCGCGUGCUCCAGGUCAGCUUCAAGACGAACAAGAGCAAGGCGGCGUAGGACGAGCAACAGGCGGCAGCGGCGGCGGUGGCUGCGGCUGCGGCUGCGGCCGCGGCGGCGGACGCGGCGGCGGUAGCGGCACCCUAUCAUCGUCGCCAUCGGCUGCUACGUACGGCGGUGGUGCAGCUGCCGAUGCCGGUGCC
Molecule: messenger RNA, 2694 nt
Organism: Ooceraea biroi (clonal raider ant)
Lineage: Eukaryota; Metazoa; Arthropoda; Insecta; Hymenoptera; Formicidae
Product: ELAV-like protein 3
Cellular component (GO): ribonucleoprotein complex
Molecular function (GO): RNA binding
Source: RefSeq, a predicted model, not a curated record